Molecule: messenger RNA, 636 nt
Organism: Paramuricea clavata
Lineage: Eukaryota; Metazoa; Cnidaria; Anthozoa; Malacalcyonacea; Plexauridae
Source: the annotation of a GenBank genome assembly
AUGAAUUGUAACAACAGCGAAUUUUUUCAAUUCUUAAGUUUAUGCGGUACUAAAAUUGAUGAAAAUCUUAACACCAUUGCUUGGAUCAACAAAUUUAAUAAGUUUAAUUCGUACUGCCAACAACUACCCAAAGCAGAGCUGGCCUACCAUUUUAUUAAAUGGCAACAACAUCAAAGUGGCGGUUACAGUUUACCCCAACAAAUCAACGAGGAACCGCCGGAAAAAAAGCUUAUUGUUGAAAAUAUUACCCAACCGAAAUCACUACCCGAAAAUAAUAUUGGAACAUUUACCACCUUUUCAUUUGAAAUUAACGAAGACCCAGUCGACAUAUAUCAACGUGAAAUUACCAACGAAGCAAAAUUUGAAGAGAAAAUUGAAGUGAUAAACACAUUGCCAAUCGAUAUAGACAAUUUUAUUCCAAACUACCCAGACAACCUUGAAGCUGACCCACUAAACAUGAUUGGUUUGAUUAAACAUGGUUUUGACAUUGAUGCCGAACUGCUGACUACUAACAUAAACGUACCCCAACAUCACGGAAAAGAUGUCUCAAUGGCCAAAAAAAUAUACGAUGAAGAAAAUAAAAAGAAUGAUGAAAAUUGCAAUUACACCUCGCCUAUCAGGACGUCCAACUAUUAA